AUGGAGGACAGGGUGUGGACUGGGUGUCUUUUAGUCAUUCUGACAUUGGGAUGGACCGCCGCUCAGAGUCAGACCAACUUCACCAGGCCUGUUUUCCUGUGUGGAGGCCACCUGGUCAUAGACUCAGGUAUCGUUGCCAGUGAAGGAUUCCCCAGUCCCUACAAACCCAACAGUAAAUGCACCUGGUACAUCACUGUCCCAGAAGGUCAUGUGGUCAUGCUGUCAUUCCGCCUCUUUGACCUGGAGGCUGACCCCACCUGUCGCUACGACUACCUGGAUGUUUACAACGGUCACUCCCGCCUGGUGCAAAAGCUGGGUCGUUUCUGUGGGACGUUCAGACCUGGGGCUCUUAUCUCCACUUCCAACACCAUGAUGUUAGAGUUGGUGUCAGACGACGCAACAGGAGGGAGAGGAUUUCUUGCUGCUUUCAGCGCAGGAAAGCCGCAUGUUGAAGAGAACCAGUUCUGUGGAGGAAGGCUGACCAAAUCACAGGGCUCUGUCAGGACACCAAACUGGCCCAACUCUAAUUACCCAGCAGGCAUCAGCUGCUCCUGGCAUAUCUCCGUAGAACCAAGCAAUGUGAUUGAGGUGAAGUUUGAGAAGCUGGACUUGGAGCCUGACACGUACUGUCGCUACGACUAUGUUGCAUUAUUUAAUGGGGGAGAGAAGGAUAACUCAAGGCGGAUCGGGAAGUUCUGUGGAGACAGAACACCAGGAACUAUAGUGACAAACGGGAAUGAGCUCCUGGUCCAGUUUGUCUCUGACCUCAGUGUGACCUCAGAUGGCUUCAUGGCCCACUACGCCAGUGUGCCCCAGGGGUCUAGGACGCCAACUGCUGGAGGAGAUUUUAUCUAUGGUCCUCAGACCACAUCAAUGCCACGUAAAACACCUGUAAAGCCAACAAAGCCAACGCCCACUCCUAGACCUGCCCCUCCGCCUAAACCCGCCCUCAAACCAACCAAGAGACCUUUGGUGAAAAAACCUCUUCCCAAAAAACCCAUUGUCAAGCCCACACCUAAACCCAAACCCACCAAGCCGACACCCAAAGCACCUGUGAGAAAGCCAACGCCUAAACCUGGAACCAAACCCACACCAAGAUUUAAGGUUAUUAAGCCAACCAUGAAACCAAGAAUCAAGGCUAAACCUACGAGUAAGCCUACACUGAAGAUCAAGCCUACCCCGAAACCCAGCAUCAAACCUGUAAAGCCAACCUCCAAGAGCGGCAUCAAACCCACAGCCAAACCAAAGAUAAAGCCUAAAGUGACGCCUAAACCUGGUGUGAGCAAGACAGUGACAAAGAAGCCUGUUGUGAGCAAGAAACCUUCACCACUGAACCCACUGUGUACACAACCCUGUAAGAGGACGGGAACUCUCCAGUCCAGCUUCUGCUCUCAUGACUUCGUGAUUACGGGUAAGGUCACAGCAGUGACAGCUGGCCCUGGAGGUUCAGCCACACUUGAAGUGUUCAUCAUCAAGGCCUAUAAGCAAGGACGCCUGAACAUCGCAAAAUCAGGGCCCGUAAUGUCAGUCACACUGGCCUCCACCUGCAAGAGAUGCCCAGGGGUCCUUAAAGGCAAGAACUACGUGUUGAUGGGAAAAGUUGACGCGCAGGGCAAUGGUCUUCUCACCCCCUCCAGCUUCACGCUCCUCUACAAACCCAUCCACAACAAAGCACUGCUCAACCUCUCCAAAAAAUCCUGCUGA
Molecule: messenger RNA, 1704 nt
Organism: Cheilinus undulatus (humphead wrasse)
Lineage: Eukaryota; Metazoa; Chordata; Actinopteri; Labriformes; Labridae
Gene: pcolceb
Product: procollagen C-endopeptidase enhancer b
Exons: 10
Coding region: 1-1704 (567 amino acids)
Molecular function (GO): protein binding
Source: RefSeq, a predicted model, not a curated record